Ananas comosus (pineapple) is the source of this 1614-nucleotide messenger RNA. RefSeq names its product farnesyl pyrophosphate synthase-like. Gene Ontology annotation, molecular function: dimethylallyltranstransferase activity; (2E,6E)-farnesyl diphosphate synthase activity. The transcript has 13 exons. Gene Ontology annotation, biological process: trans, trans-farnesyl diphosphate biosynthetic process. Gene Ontology annotation, cellular component: cytoplasm. Bases 160 to 1197 code for a protein of 345 amino acids. The record is from RefSeq and is a predicted model, not a curated record. Lineage: Eukaryota; Viridiplantae; Streptophyta; Magnoliopsida; Poales; Bromeliaceae.
CUCAGCUCCCGCUCCCUCACGUGAUAUAAAUACUCCUAUUCGCCCCUCGCUCGUCCUAUUCUCGCUCUUAUUCCCAUCGUCGUCUUCGUCGAGCGCGCGGGAGAGAGAGAGAGAGAGAGAGAGAGAGAGAGGAGGGGGGGAGCGGCGAGGGUUUCGGCCAUGGGGAGUGCGAUCGACGUGAAGGCGACGUUCCGCGACAUCUACCACCGCCUCAAGGCGGAGCUCCUCGACGACCCCGCCUUCGACUUCACCGACGAGUCGCGCCAAUGGAUCGAUCGGAUGUUGGACUACAAUGUGCCUGGAGGGAAACUAAACCGUGGACUAUCAGUGAUUGAUAGCUACAAGUUGUUAAAAGCCGGUGUUGAGGUCACUGAAGAUGAAAUCUUUCUUGGGUGUGCCCUUGGUUGGUGCAUUGAAUGGCUUCAAGCAUAUUUCCUUGUACUUGAUGAUAUUAUGGACAAUUCUCAUACAAGACGUGGUCAGCUUUGUUGGUUUAGAGUUCCCAAGGUUGGUCUUAUUGCCGUAAAUGAUGGGAUUAUACUUCGCAACCACAUUCCUCGAAUCCUUAAACAGCAUUUCAAGGGAAAACCUUACUAUGUAGAUCUCCUUGAUCUGUUCAAUGAGGUUGAGUUCCAGACGGCAUCCGGACAGAUGCUAGAUCUGAUUACAACUCACGAAGGAGAAAAAGAUCUAUCAAAAUACACACUGCCGGUUUACCGCCGGAUUGUUCAAUACAAAACAGCUUACUAUUCGUUCUACCUUCCGGUUGCUUGUGCGCUGCUAAUGUCUGGAGAAAAUUUGGACAACUUUGUUGACGUCAAGAACAUUCUUGUUGAUAUGGGAACAUAUUUUCAAGUUCAGGACGAUUUCCUAGAUUGUUUUGGUGAUCCUGAAUUUAUUGGUAAGAUUGGAACUGAUAUUGAAGACUACAAGUGCUCUUGGCUAGUCGUGCAAGCUCUCGAGCGUGCUGAUGAGAGCCAGAAGAAACUUUUGUCUGAGAAUUAUGGAAAGGCAGAUUCAAAAUGCGUUGCAAAAGUGAAGGCUCUGUAUAAGGAUCUCAAUCUUGAGGGUGUAUUUGCGGACUACGAGAGCAAGAGCUAUGAAAAGCUAAUCUCGUCGAUCGAAGCCCAGCCGAGCAAAGCCGUGCAGGACGUGCUGAAGUCCUUCUUGCAUAAGAUCUACAAGAGGCAGAAGUAGAAGCUCCAUCGAAAAUCGACAACCGGUCGGGAAGUGCUCGUCAUUGUUUCUCUUCAUCCAUCAAUCCUAUUUCGCCUGCUGCUAUUUAUGUCUGCAUGCAUGCACCCUAUUUCUUUCACGCAGUAUCGAACUACUCGAUGUUUCUUUGGGAUUUUUCUCUAAUUUAGUCCCCCUUAUGAUUAGAGUACACUUCUUAUGUUUCUCUAGGUUUGGGUUUCAGUUUAUAUGAUUUGAAUUCAAAAGUUGGAUCUAGCCUGAAUAAGAAUCAGAUGGGUUAUAAGAGCCGGAUUUGGAUCCAGCGUUGAUUCAAUGGGACUGAAUAUAUAAUUUUAGAAGCAUCUUUUUUUUUAGUAACUUACGCUUUUAGAGACGUAUAAUUAUUUCACGUUAACAUGGUAUCAAAGCAUGAGGUUUUAA